Macrosteles quadrilineatus (aster leafhopper) is the source of this 1589-nucleotide messenger RNA. Its product is annotated as adipocyte plasma membrane-associated protein Hemomucin-like. The transcript is spliced from 9 exons. Gene Ontology annotation, biological process: biosynthetic process. Lineage: Eukaryota; Metazoa; Arthropoda; Insecta; Hemiptera; Cicadellidae. The coding region runs from base 230 to 1438 and encodes 402 amino acids. The record is from RefSeq and is a predicted model, not a curated record. Gene Ontology annotation, molecular function: strictosidine synthase activity.
CUGGAUCGGUGGGUCACUUUUUGUCUUUGUUUACUAUUAAUGACAUUUCAUCAACUGCUCGUUGCUCAGUGCUCACUUGUUAGCUUUUCUAUUAGUUGGCGUUGUUAUUUUAUUUCACUCCAGAACAAAAUAACUCUGAAAAUGAAAAAUUAGUUAAUAAUUGUCAAUUAAAUACAUAACUUUUAGAAGACAAUUUUAAGUAACAAAAACAAACCAGUACCGGUUCAUUAUGGGUUUUGUAAUCUCAGCAAUCCAUAAGCUUUCGAAAUUGUCGAUUUUCUUACUGCUCAUUGCUGUGAUCCCGGGAAUACCUCCUGAUGGUGAAUUUGAAGCUUACAGCAUACCUCCUUCUGUCCCGUUGGAGGGUUCGUUGGCUGUCAAUUCACGAUUGAAUGGAGCCGAAAAAUUGUUUGAAGAUGUAAUCCAUGGCCCAGAAGAUAUACAAGUGCACAACGGAGAAAUUUACACAACUCUACAUGGCGGCCAUGUCGUCAAAAUCGUAGGAAACAAAAUACAGCCUGUUGCCAAGUUUGGACAAAAAUGUGAGGGUUUCCACGAGGAGGCCAAAUGUGGACGCCCACUUGGAUUGGCUUUUGACAAAAAGAAUCAAAUGUACGUGGCUGAUGCUUACUAUGGUAUCUUCCAGGUAGACCUAGCUACAGGUAAAUCAAAGAACUUGGUGUCAGUGAAUGACACGAUUGAAGGCAAGAAACCCAUGAUUCCUAACUCUGUAGCUGUGGACAAUACCGGCGCAAUAUUUUGGACUGACUCUUCCACUUCUCAUUACUUACAUGACGGUGUAUUUCUCGCUCUACUAAACGGCAACGGAAGGCUGCUGAAGUAUGACCCGUCAUCAAAAACCAACAAAGUUUUGUUGGACAAGUUACAUUUUUCAAAUGGAGUCGCUCUCUCAGAAGACGGGGCUUUUCUGCUCAUCAGCGAAACGUUCAACUUUAGGGUGCUCAAGUACCACCUGAAGGGACCCAAGGCAGGCCAAAGCGAGGUGUUUGUUGACCGACUGCCAGGUUGUCCCGACAACAUUCACAGAGACGGCCGUGGUGGGUUUGUCUUGAGUCUGGUGCUGCCUCGAGACAUGGAUCAUCCCUCCAUGGUAGAGCGUCUGGCGCCGUACCCGCUGGUGCGCAAGCUGCUGGCAAGGCUCAUGUAUCUAGGUCAGCGCGCCGUCUCCCUGCUCAGGGACUUGUAUCCCCACGAGGUGCUAAAGAAGACUGCACAUCUGAUUGGACAUUUUGAGUCGUUACCGUCGCCCAGUGUUAAGCGUACGACCGUCCUGCUAUUGACCAAGGAAGGCAAGAUCAGCCGUAGCUUGCACGCCACUGACGGACUGCUAGGAGUCUCGGACUUUGUGGAGCACGACGGACACUACUACCUCGGCUCACCGUUUAACACUUAUGUGGCUAGGGUCAAAGCCACAUGAGGUACAGUUCAUUACAAUCAAGAAGUACCAGAGACUGAAUAUUUUUGACUUAACAUUCCAUUUAAAAAUAAUUUUUGGAUCUCUAAUAAUUUAUUUACGGUUAAAAAAUAUUUAUUUUUGUUGGUGGUUUUCAAUAAAAUUGUUAUAAACA